AUGUUGUUAAAAUGGCAACAGUGGAAUGCCCUAAUACAAUCAUACUGUGAUCCAAUGAUUCCACAUGAGUUCAAGGGUUUUGCAUUUGAGUCAUAUGUGAUCCGACUGUUUAUGAAUGGUGAUUGUAUGCUUCCUUGUAAGAAACUUGGAGCUGUUAAGGAUGCCAUGAAUACAAACAGCAAUAAUAAUAAGAAGGAUAAGUCAAGCACAAAGCAGCAAUCCCUCAAUGAAGGAGAAUUAAAGCUACCAUCAAAACCAUAUAUAUCAAUACUGCUUAUACCUACUAUCAAGAACUUUGGCACUGUUGAUUUCUUUAUGACACCUGACUACUUAUUACAAGUGACAAUUGCUGAAACUCACCCAAUCAAGCACAAGCAGCUAUGCAACAUUGUCAACAGCAUGCAAGUCAAUCACAGGCAGUUGCAGGAAGAUAAGAAAAUAAGGUUCUACUUUGUAGUGCCAGAAGACAUUUAUGAUAAUUUCCAAUACCAGAAGAUUGUGACAAGUGAUAACAAAGAGGUCACAAAACUGUCCAACAACCUUGAGAAUGUUGAACAAUGGGUGGUAAAAAUCUCAACGACUUCUGGGACUGCUAAUAGUAAUAUAGGAAUUUGA
Messenger RNA from Paraglomus occultum, 615 nucleotides. The record is from the annotation of a GenBank genome assembly. NCBI's taxonomy places the organism in Eukaryota, Fungi, Glomeromycota, Glomeromycetes, Paraglomerales, Paraglomeraceae.